Pseudonaja textilis is the source of this 1456-nucleotide messenger RNA. The record is from RefSeq and is a predicted model, not a curated record. NCBI's taxonomy places the organism in Eukaryota, Metazoa, Chordata, Lepidosauria, Squamata, Elapidae.
CUGCUAAGCGAACAGUUGGACUUUGAGUUCUGCAACAACUGGAAAUAAGAAUUAAAUCACUUGAUCCAGGAGGUGCCUGGACAGGAAUGGCAAAUUUUAAGGGCCAUGCUCUCCCAGGGAGUUUCUUUAUAUUGUUCGGUCUCUGGUGGUCAGUGAAAUACUCACUGAAACAUGUCAGCAGGACACCGAAGAAGAAUAAUCAUGUCCAGAGGAACUUCAAACAUGUGGAGAUCAUUGAAGGGGCAGUCAAAGUUGUCUUUACAUUGGCAGGGAUUCUUGCUGAGCAGUUUGUCCCCGAUGGACCCCACCUCUAUCUCUACAGGGGACAACCACGAAGUUGGGUGAAGUUGAUGAACUGGCAACAUUCCACCAUGUAUUUAUUCUUUUUGAUCUCUGGAGCAGUGGAUAUAAUCACCUAUUCCACGACCUUAAUGCCUCUUGGGCUGGAUCGCUUCAUGCUGGGUAUUGCGGUCUUUGUGGAAGGCUUCCUCUUCCAAUAUCAUGUCAGCCAACGGCCAAUGCUGGAUCAACACAUCCAUGUCAUGCUCCUGACGGCCAUCUAUGCUGGUGUUGCUACCUGCGUUAUACAAGUCUUUGUGCAUGACAAUAUGAUUUUGGACUUAUUUUCAGCCUGCCUGGCCCUCUUGCAAGGAACCUGGUUUUGGCAGAUAGGUUUUGUGUUAUAUCCACCAUGGGGAGGACCAGAAUGGGAUCUGAAUGACCACAGCAACGUAAUGUUCGUCACCAUGUGCUUUUGCUGGCAUUUUGCCCUUGCAAUCUUCAUUACGGCAGUGAAUUAUACCCUGGUUUAUUGCUACUUCCACAAUUGUAAAAGGAGCAACACACAAAUUACAAUUGGACUUGGCAUAAGGAUGCAAAAGAACGCACAUGCUCCCCUCAUAAAUGAAUCGGAUGAAGAAUAAGGCAGACGGAUUGUUCAGUUGCUUUUAUUCAUAUUUGGAAAUGUGAAAAUGAAAUAAUCUUAAUAUUGCAAAGAUUAAUUGCACCUGGAAAAAUCAAAACAAUGUUGUCUAAGGAGACCAAGUAGCUGCACUUCCUUUACCUUAUGAUAUCAGAUCUUCUGGCUUGCCUUAUCUAUAAUCCCUGGAAACCGAAUUGAUAAUGCUUCUAAUUGCCACAUGUUCAACCUUGGUGCUCUUUUUAUGAAGCCAACCAUGUUUUGUCAACAGUGAAUGAAAUCAUUUCAUUUUGCACUAUUACUCAAAGAAGUCAUGAAAUUUAAUUGGGAUUUGCUUGCUGUAAGACUUUUAAUCUAUCUCAUCCUCAGUUAUAUACAGAAUGUCCAACUUUAUGAUGAACAUGCCUUCUAAUUUUGCACUAUCUGGACAUUUGGUCUGUAGAUGCUAUUUCAAGUGAUUGAACUUUGACUGCAAGGGCAUAACUGAUUACCAAAUCUUGAUGAUGCUGACCAAUGUCUCCAAAUGGUAAGAAAUUC